AUUAGAGGCCGGCGUGGGGCUGCGUCCUCCUCCCUCCAGAGCAGCAGGCCCUGCCAGGAAGGGCAGCACCGCUGCGACCUUCCCAGACUGCGGUCACCUGGAGCAGGGUUCAGCGACUCCCAGCCCCCAGCUGAGGGGGGAGGAAAGUCGAGAGCAGUUUACGGUGUCUCCUUUCGUCGAUGGAACGGAGAGUUCCGAGAAAGUUUGGCUCCGUUGGGUAGCCGUAGGCGUCAGGUGACUGCCCUUGGGCAGAGUCCACGUGAUACGUUGACACUUGGGUUGGCUCGCUCCGGACUUCUAGACAUGGCUGCAUCUCGUCAGUUGCCCCGAUUUUGGGAAUGGGGCAAAAACAUCGUUUGCGUGGGGAGGAACUACGCGGAUCACGUUAAGGAGAUGAAGAGCGCGGUCCUCAGCGAGCCAGUGAUCUUCCUGAAGCCUUCCACUGCUUAUGCUCCAGAGGGUACCCCGAUCCUUAUGCCCCCUUACAGCCGCAACCUGCACCACGAAUUGGAGCUGGCGGUGGUGAUGGGCAAGCGGACCUGCGCCGUGUCCGAGGCGGAGGCCUUGGGCUUCGUGGCUGGCUACGCCCUGUGCCUGGACAUGACUGCCAGGGACGUGCAGGACGAGUGCAAGAAGAAGGGGCUGCCCUGGACCCUGGCCAAGAGCUUCACUUCCUCGUGCCCAGUCAGCAAGUUCGUGCCCAAGGAGAAGAUCCCGGACCCUCAUAAGCUUAAGCUCUGGCUCAAGGUCAACGGCCAGCUGAGACAGGAGGGAGAAACGUCCGACAUGAUCUUCUCCAUCCCCUUCAUAAUCAGCUAUGUCUCCAAGAUAAUGACACUGGAAGAAGGGGACAUUAUUUUGACUGGGACUCCGAAAGGAGUUGGGCCUGUCCAAGAAAAUGAUGAGAUACAGGCUGGAAUAGAUGGCAUCGUCAGUAUGAGCUUUAAAGUGGAAAAAUCAAAACACUGAAAGGUUCUGCCUAUUGCUUUAGUUCCCAAGCUGCCAAAUCUUGAUGAACGGAUUCACUUUUUUAAUGAAUUUCGAUGAGUGAGGAGUAGAUAGGAGGAGACUGAUGAAAUAGAGUAAUUUGAUUGGUUGUGAGUAGCUUCUAAAGACAAACGCUGUCAGCUAGGGAUCUGUGUUUUUCUGCAAGCUGAGUUACUGUUUCUGAAUAAGAUCCCUCCCUCCUCUCUCCCCUCCACCCCCAUCAUUCUGUAAUAUCUGCCUUAUGUAGGGAUUGAAAUAUAAAAGAUUUUGAGAAUCAUACUUCAAAUUGUCAGAAUUGUAUGUAGUCAUUGAUGAUUUGUAGAGUUGUGAAGGAAUCUAAAGAAUCAUCCAACCAACCAUUUAUCUCCUACCUUCUUAUUCUUAUCUUGACUUAGUGUGUUGAAGUGCCCUUUGAGAUUGAAAUGUUUUUUGUGAGGGCAGUAUUGAUAUAGACACCAUAAAAGUAAUUGUGCCCUGUGGAGCCAACCAUACUUCCUUCUUGCAGUGACCUUGUGACUAACUGCAUGAAUUUGGGGUUGCAACAGAACUUUUAUAGUAUUGACUUUUUGUUACUAGCUUCCUUAGUACUAUAUUUUUAACACUUAGUGGGCCACUUGUCAUAGUAUCUUCCCUUUCCCAACAGCAAGAGAGAAGAUCUGAAGAGAAGCUGCACUUACAAGAGCUACUUUGGCUGUUUACUGUUCCAUUCUCUGAAUGCAUGUAGGGAGAUGUACAUCAGGGGAGAUGUACAUAUGGCUGGGUUUUAAUUGGUAGAAUUUUAAUGUAUUAGGCUCUAAACUGAAUAACUGGAGCAGCACCAAGCAAGUAUAGAGAUAGGUUUUUAAAAAUCAAGUUGUGGUUUAAUUAAUCACUUUCAAGUGAAGAAUGCAGUUUGCAAACUGGAAGCUCUCCUGGACAGUGGCCUUGUCUGUUGCAAUAAAUGCAAAGAUUUUAUACACAGGUCACAAGGGAGGUGGAUCGUGGAUUACAAUACAGUCAUUUUCAGGGCCUAUGUGGUUUUCCAGAGCAAGCCUAUGAGUGUAGGACAAUAUGUGUGUUCUCCAGUCCUGUAGAAAUAGUUCUUAAGUGAUUGUUUCAAAUCUCUGGGGUGGGUGGUUGGUGUGGUAAAGGAUCCCGAAUUCUGUGAUGGGAACAACAUUGUCAAGAACUGAUAAUUUCAAGCUGCCUUAUCCAAGUCGGAAUCUGCUGAUAGUUCUGAAAAAUCUAAAUUAUUAGUAUAUUCAUUGAAUAUAGCUUGUUGAUAAUUAUGAAAAUCAUUUUUUCACAUCUCUCAUGAGUUUUCAGACUUUCCCAGUUAAUAAGAAAAAAAAAUGUUUUCAUGUGUAAGCAGUUAAAGCUUCUGUAAGAUGACAAAUCAAAAGAUAUUUAUUGACUGAAUGAAAAAGGUAGAACUCUGACUUGUAAGUAGCUGACUGGUUAAAAAUCUUUUAGAAUUCUUGCGAUACUUAUUAAUACUUCUGAUAUUGGAAAUGAUUUUAGAGAAGUGCCAUAUAUAAAUGUUACAUUAAAAUAUAUUUUAUUUCAGAUGCUCAACUCUUCCUUAACAAGAGCCCCAUAUUUUAUUCACAUGAAUAUACCACCAUACAUUUUAGUGUGUUUUGAGAUAUGUGGUCAGGUUUCUCCAUUCCCACCCCUGCAAUAUAUUUCUAUUUAUUUCAUUAAGUAUUUCUCAGUUAUAUUCAAAAAAUAUUUUUACAUUUUUUAAAGUUUUGAGUUUAAAAUUCUCUCCCUUCCCUUUCCCCAACUUGAGAAAGCAAGCUAUUUGAUAUAGAUCAUACAUAUGAAAUCAUGUAAAACAUUUCCAUAUUAGCCAUGUUGGGCCCCCCCCCCAAAAAAAAAGCACACUAAAACAAAAGAAACAACAACAAAAAAAAUGCUUCAAUCUUCUUUCAAACUCUUAUCAGUUCUUUCUAGGUCAUGAGUCUUUUGGAGUUGUUAGAUCAUUGUUUUGCUGAGCAUAACUAAAUUAUUCACAGUUGAUCAUCAUACAAUAUUGCUGUUAUUAUGUAUAAUGUUCUUCUAGUUUUGCUUUCUUUGCUUUGCAUCAGUUUAUAUAUGUUUUUCCAAUUUUUUCUGGACAUUCUGCUUAUCACUUCUUUUCGCAUAACAAUUUUCCAUCACAAUUAUGUAUCAUAUUUUGUUUAGCAACUCUUUAAAUGAUGGAUAACCCCUCAAUUUCCAAUUCUUUGCCACAACAAUAAGAAUUACUAUAAAUAUUUUUGUUCAUAUACUUGUUUUUCCUUUUCCUUUGAUCCUUUUAGGAUACAAAUCUAGUAGUGCUAUUGUUUGGUCAAAGGGUAUGCACAGUUUUAUAUAACUCCUUGGAUAUAAUUCCAAAUUGCUCUCCAGAAUGAUUGGUCAGUUCACAAUUUUACCAACAAUGCAUUGGUGUCCCAAUUUUUCUUCAUUUACUUCAACAUUUGUCAUUUCCUUUUUCAGUCAUAGUCAUUAUUUGCCUCAAAAUUAUUUUAAUUUGCACUUUUCUGUGAUUUAGAACAUGUUUUUCAUAUGAUUCUAAUUAUCUUUGAUUGUUUUUUUUUUCAGAAAACUGCCUGGUCAUAUUCUUAGACCAUUUACUAACUGAGGAUACAGGUCAGGUUUAUAUCUAUUUUAAUAAAUUAAUAUAAAAUAUAAAUUUUAUUAAAUUCAUUAUAUUUUUUUUCAAAAAAACAAAACCCUCCUUUCCUCUUAAGAAACAAGAUAAAAAAAACUCUAGUUACAAAUGUAUAAUCAAACAAAACAAAUUUCUGCGUUGGCCACAACAAAGAGAAGAUAGAUAUCUUAUUCUGCAUUUCUGUGUCUUUCACUUUUCUAUCAGGAAGUGGGUAAUAUGUUUUAUCAUUAGUCUUCUGGAAUCGUGAUUAAUCAUCACAUUGAACAGAGCUCCUAAACCUUUUAGCUUUUGUUUAUGGUUGUAUAAAUUAUUCUCCUGAUUCUUUUCACUUCAUUCUAUAUCAGUUCAUACAAGUCUUCCCAGAUUUCUCUGAAACUAUUCCCUUAUCAUUUCUUAUAGCACAAUAGGAUUCUCUCACAUUUCUACACUGUAACUUGUUCAGCUAUUCUCUACUUGAUGGAAAAUACUUCUUCAGAUUCUAAUUCUUUUCCACUUCAAAAGAACUAAGUAUUUUUGUACAUUCUUAAUUUUGUUUUGCUAAUCUAAUUAUUCUUAGUGUGCUUCCUUCCUCCUCUUUCUUGUUUCUCUUAGUCAAAUGUAUUUCUGUAUCUAGAUGUGAAUAUGCAUAAUUUUUCCCUCUGACCAAUUCAGAUGAAAAAUUCAAAUGUCAGCCACUACUGCUACCCCUUUUUUCUCAUUUUUAUAAUCUUUUAUUUGUACCCCCGAUUAUAUGAGAUAAUUUUCUUUAUGUAAGAUAAUUUUCUCAUUGUUGUUCAGCCUCUCCUUUAUAAUAAGGGAGCUCAAGCAAAUCAAGGUAACUAGUAAACUCAUUAUUCAUUCUGUUUUCACAGUCUGUAUCUUUGCCUUCUGAAAUAACAUAUUCUGAGCUCUCCUCCUCUUCAUAAUGGUGGCAGCUAAAUCAUAUGUGGUUCUGACUUACUCUUCAGUAAUUGGAUUUCUUUCUGGUUGCUUGAGCUAUUUUUCUUUUGACCUGAAAGCUCUGAAUUUGGACAAUGUUCCUGGGAGAUUUUAUUUUGGGAUUUCUUUCAAAAAUUAAUCAGUGAAUUCUUUAUAUUUGUAUUUUUCCCUCUUGUUCUAAGAGAUCUAAGCAGAUUUGUGAUUUCUUGAAAAAUAGUGUCUAGACUUUUUUUGCUCAUGGUUUUCAGGAUUCUAAUUUUUUUUUCUUCUUGAUCCUUUUUCCAGGUCAGCUAUUUUUGUUGUGAGAAACCUUUUAUUUUCUUUUUAAAAAAAAAAUCUGUUGAAAUCCUUACAAAGUGUUAACUAUUAGAGUUAAUAGAGACAAUAAUUAUCUAAUUUAGCAUGGUUCAGUAUGAUUGAUCUGAUCCUACAAGGAGAUGUUAUGGGCCAGAACUUGAAAAAGGUACUAAGUGGAAUUGAGGAGACAAUGUUUAAAUCUAGUUUAGCAUUGAUUUAAUCAUACAACAAAUAAUGGUUUCCCAGUGAUAUAAUGAUUGGUGUGUACUCAGUGAAGAGCAUAUAAGCAAGAAACUCUCAGGAACAAAGAGCACUCUGGGAGAUACAGAAGCCCACAAGCCCAUUCUCGGAGGUGGAGUCAGAUUCAUUCUGUCUUCCACCUUUGUGCUGGCUGGAGGUUGAAGAAAGCAGAGGCAGAAGCAAAGCAUAAGCUGCAAGAGCUCUUGGAAUCAAGGAAGGAGAAAAUAAAUGUUUGGAUUUUAUCAGCUGACUGUAUUUGCGGUGAUUAUUACUUGGAACUGAAACUAAGACUGCCUCCAGAAAACCUCCCCAAGAAAUCUGCUCCCAGAGAACCAUCAUAUAUUAUAAAAAAGAAGAAUACCACCACAAAAAUCUUUUGAUUAUGUUUUAAUAUUCUUAUUGUCUCAUGGAGUCACUGGUUUUCAUUUGGUCUGUUCAAAUUUUCAGGCAGCUUUUAGCUUGGGCAAGGUUUUUUAUCUCUUGUGUUAAAUUACUAAUUCCCUUUCUUUUUUUCCCUUCAUUUCCUCCAUUUUUUUCUUCUAGCAUAUUCACUUUAUUUUUUUUUAAAUAAAAUUAACUUUUAAAAAAACUGCUUCAUUUCUUCCAGAAAUUCUAGUUGAAUUUUUCUCCAGGCUGUGUUUUUAUCUGAGUAUUUACUUGUAGAUAUUUUGGAGUAAUUCUCUUCUUUUGGUUUGUGUCUUGAACAUCCCUACAACUAUAUUAACUUCUUAUGAUAGAAUUCUUUUGUUUGUUUUGUUUGUUUGCUCAUUAUUUCACAUAACUUUUUGACAUCAGGCUUGAUGUUAAGGCCAAGUUCUCUGCAUUUCUGGAGGGAAGAUAAGGGCCAGUCCUGCUCUUUCUUUUCCUGGAAUAUUGAAUAUUAUGUUAUUCCAGUCUCUCAGAAACAUUCAUGAAGGGGAAUUGCAAACUUUCAGUGCUUCCAAAUAGUCUGACCAUGAAAGUCUGGUCACUGCUCUCAAACCACUACCUGCGAUUUUUUGACCUGGGAUGCUUCUGAGCAAUAGUAAACUCCUGCUGGACCCUAAUACUCUCAGCCUGUCCUUAUUUCUCUACAUGCUUCAGAAACUGGAACUCAGACCCUACUCUGCUCUCAGGGUCGAGGUCACACACCACUGCUACAUGAUUCUGAAUUAGCUUUUUGAUUCAUGCACAGGAUAAGACUGUUUCUUACCCUGAUGAGCCACUCCUGGGUGUGGGCCUAUUCUCAGUCCUCCUUGCAUCUGGGACUUCUUGUCAGAAUAAGUCUGGAAUCUCCUCCUGCUCUGGUGUACAGUCUCUUCCCGUGCUGGGGUGAGCUAACCUUGGUGCUCCUGGCCACACUCUGACCCCAGUGCUGUACACCCCUCUGCUUGUCACUUAAUACUGUGCUGGACUAGAAAAAUGAUUGACUUUUUUUUUCCCUUGGAUUUCCCCAUCAAUAUUUAAUCAUGGACCGUAUCCCACCACUGAUUAUCAAGGGGAGCUUUGACCUGCUCCAUUUCUGAACUGAACUAAUUUGUUUCUCCUUAGGCAGUUUGAUAGCUUUUCUGCUUCUGUGGUUACUAUAUUAGUGCCAGACAGUGCAGAGACCAGGUUGAUUUAGCACACUGCAUCUUGGCAUUCCUGAGCUCAAACAAUUCACUGACCUCUGUUUCCCUAAAGAUGAAUUCUUAAAUGUUUAGAAGAAUUGCACACAUAUAAUCUAUAUUGGAUUGCUUGCUGUUUAUGUGGGAGGGAGGAAGGAGAAUUGUUUGGUUUUGAAAAGGUGAAUGUUGAAAACUGUCUUUGUAUGUAUUUGGAAAAAUAAAAAGCUAUUAAAAUGAA
Molecule: messenger RNA, 6901 nt
Organism: Antechinus flavipes (yellow-footed antechinus)
Lineage: Eukaryota; Metazoa; Chordata; Mammalia; Dasyuromorphia; Dasyuridae
Gene: FAHD1
Product: fumarylacetoacetate hydrolase domain containing 1
Exons: 1
Coding region: 304-969 (221 amino acids)
Cellular component (GO): mitochondrion
Molecular function (GO): acetylpyruvate hydrolase activity
Source: RefSeq, a predicted model, not a curated record